GGAAGAUAUUGCGAAUCGCCAUCAAAAACAACCAAAACACAAACAGCAACAGAACAGCGACCUUGUUGUUGUUUGGUGGUGCUUCGUGUUGUUGUGGUUGCGUUUGUGUCCCCUCGCUCGCUCGCUCGCUCUCCUUCUUCUCCCCUUGCUUGCUUGCUUGCUUGCUUGCUUGAAGUGGUGUGGUCACCAUGGGGAGUGGGGCAAGCAAGGCAAAGCAGAAGAAACCAGCAAAGCCUUCUGCAGGCAGCCGGCAAAGCAUCCAAGUGCAGCCGAAAGCCAACGACGAACAACAGCAGCAGCAGCAGCAGCAGCAGCAGCAUGAACUGCCUCCGGUGAAAGUGCCCCCUCACGCGGCAUCGCCCAACACCAACCAGCCAGAACAACAACAACAGCAGCAGCAACAGCAGCAGCAACAGCAGCAACAUGUGGGUGGGGAGGAUGAUGAUGUUGGGAGCGCUUCGACGUCAAAGCCACACUCCCGUCGGUCACGGCGAUCAAGCGUCACCAGUGGGUCCAGUGGGCCUGGGUCUCGACCCAGCACACAGCAGCGCCUUGUCACUUCCACCCGCGACGCCGUGCCAGCACACCUUGAACGGCCUGCCAGCCGCGGCCAAGCGAAAAGCGACCCAGCGUCUGCAGAGGCCUCAGGCCCAACAGCGGACGAAUCCCUGGUCCUGCAAGACAUUGAUGCCGGUACUGCAGCAGGCACGACCACUGACACCAACAACAACAACAACGACGACGACAACAACAAUAGCGACAACAAACCCAACAAGGACGAUAACACAGCUGCUGCUGACGGCGGCAAGAAGAAGGCUCGCAAAAAGGCCACGCUCAUGUCCCUGACAGUGGACGGCACAGGUGUUGACGGUGAUGGUGUUGUUGACGAAGGCGACAGUCACUCGCAAUCCACAGAUGUCGCUGCAGCGCCACCGCAUGGCAGUGAUGAUGCAGACACAAACGGGACCGCGACAGCGCCCCGCGACAGCACCAGUACACGCAGCAGCGACAGCAGUAGCAAUGGCGCCAUGCACCGCCCGGUCUCUGCUGUUGCCAUGUCACCAGAUGCCAUGGGAGAGGAGGAGGAGGAGGAGGAUGGUGUCGACUCUGAUGCUGAGUUGACGGUCGAGAGACACGAGCAGGGCGAGGGAAAUGGCGGCGCUGACAGUGGUGGUCAUAGCGGCGAUGGGAUGGUUGCACCAAUCCAAGCCUGGGGUGACGACGGGUCGGCGGCAGCAAUUGGCCAAUCGCGCACAUCCGAAGCGUUUAUCGAGGACUCCGAAGCCAUCUUCAGGGAGUUUGCGGCCAUCAUCUUCCGCCGCGCAGAUUUGAAUGCAAACGCGCGAUUGGACAUGAACGAAUAUGACGCCGUCCUCCGCUCCCCGUCCCUCAACCUCAGCAUCUCAGACGCCGAUGCCAUUGACCUCUUCUAUCAAUACGACCACGAUAAGGACGGCGCCCUCUCGUUCUCGGAGUUUGAACCGCUGCUGAACAUGCUCAUGUGCUGCGCAUACAGCCAGCUCGGCUCAGAGGAGGAGGCGUGGGUGCGGAUUGGAUUCGCUGGGGAGGAGGACGAUGCACUGCCGCUGUUCUUCAACAGGAGGACCGGUACCAUGACAUACACAACCCCGCAGUCAUACAUCAGUCUCGACGAGGACCCAGCGCAGCAGUUUGAGUACUUCACGACGGGCGACGGCAGCAUCGUGACGACGUGCACGGCAGAGGAUGGCACGCGCCACUACCUCGACAUGGACACGCAGUCGUGGGUGCCGGUGACUCCCGAGAUGGAGGCAGAAUUGCAACCGCUCGACAACGGUUAUGAGGACGACAGCGGCGACGUGUGGGCGGCGGGCGGCGGUCACGUCUACGACAGCACACACACGCACGCAGACAAGGGGUCUGGUGCGCAAGGCGGCAUCAGCACGCUGGCCGGCCUCUCGUUCGACACCAUCGAGAACCCAAUCACGGGCGAGUCUGUGUUCACGUGUGUGAGCAAAGAGGAGCGAGACGUGCGGUUCUAUGCGGAUCCAAAGACAUCGCAGCUCAAACCGCUGCCGACGCAGUGGGAGGCCGUCAUCCCAGCAACAGAGCACGCACUCGCACAAAUUGAACAGGCGUUUCCAAAGUGGUCGAACACGCGGGAAAAAGUGCUGGCGCUGCGACUCAACAACUACGACGUUGACAAGACCAUCGAGUGGAUGCGGGAGGAGGGCGCGUUCACGGGCGACGUUGAAGGGGAGCACGGCCAAGGGGCAACAGUGCACGACCUCACGGCUCUCCGCACGCUCAAGGAAAAGCACGAAUCCCUGCAGCAGGAGGCUGCGGAUCUUAACAGACGCGUGCUGGAACUGCAGGCGAAGAUUGAAAACAUUGAGGACGAAAAGGCCGGCGUUGCGCGCGAUCUUGAGAACAGCCGCAAGUUGGUGGAGCGACAGGCGACGCGAAUCUUCAACUUGGAGGAACAACUCGAACAGGCGCAGCGGGAGAGCGUGCACAAGGGCCCGAGUGCUGAGGAUGUGCAGCACUACGAGGACAAGAUCAAGAGCCUGCAGGCACAGCUGGAGAUGACACAACAGGGCAAAGACGAAGCUAUGCAAGGCCUCCUCAAGCAACAGGGUGAGGAGAUGGCCAAGUUGCGUGAGAGCGAAUCGAGAUUACGACAGCAAUUAAAGGAGUCGCAGGUCACCAGCUCCGCCAAAUAUAACAAACUCCACUUUGCUCUCGAGGAGCUCAAGCAACAGAACACGCUGCUGAAGGAAGAGUAUCAUACAAGCGCAGAAGCCUUCCGGCGGCUGCUUGGCAAGUUGAGCAUCUACAAUGCACAGGCAGAGAAGCGACUCACGGCGGCGAUUUCGGGCGAGGAAAUUAUGCGAAACCGCUACCAGAAGGAAUGCCUGCAACGCAAACUCCUCUACAACAAGAUCCAGGAGCUCAGAGGCAACAUUCGCGUGUUCUGCCGCUGCCGCUUUGAUGACCGCGUACCGUGCGUGAUUGAGUUUAUCAGCGACAGCGAACUCAUCGUGCCCCACACAAAGGGAUCCAAGAUGUUUGAGUUUGACAAAGCGUAUGGACCGGAGACAACGCAGGAGCAGGUGUACGAAGACACCUCCCCCAUCAUCACCUCGUGCGUCGAUGGUUACAACGUCUGCUUCCUCGCUUAUGGACAGACUGGCUCGGGCAAGACCUACACCAUGAUGGGAACACCCGACAACCCAGGCGUAAACAGGCGCGCCAUCAGAGAGCUGUUCAACAUCUGCGAAAAGUCGGAAGACGUCGACUACGAGAUGUCGAUUUCACUGAUGGAAAUUUACAAUGAGAACAUCUUCGACCUCCUCGCCGGUGACAACAAACCGCUGCGUAUUCGCAUGGACGAGAAAACGCGCAAUUCAUUUGUGGAGAAUUUGACCGCUCGUCCCGUCAAGCAGAUGGAUGACGUCACAAAGGCCCUGGAGGACGGCGAACAGAACAGAACUGUUGCUGCCACUGCGAUGAACAUUCACAGUUCGCGAAGCCACCUUCUUCUGCAGCUGACGGUGUCCGGCGUGAAUCGAGUCACAGGCGUCACAUCAAAGGGGAAACUGACGCUGUGUGAUCUGGCCGGUUCAGAACGCGUCGCAAAGAGCCAAGCAACAGGUUCACGAUUGGUCGAAGCUGCCGCCAUCAACAAGAGUCUCACGUCCCUCGGUCUCGUCUUCCAAGCGCUGGCGACAAACAGCAAACACGUCCCGUACCGGAACAGCAAAUUGACACACGUGUUGGCGGACUCCCUUGGGGGAGAUGCAAAGACGUGCAUGUUCGUCAACAUCAGUCCUGCCGAGAGCAACAUCACGGAAACGCUCUCCACACUCAACUUUGGACAGGGCAUUGCCAAAAUUGAGAUGGGCCCCGUAAAGCGAAACGUGGGGAAGAAGAGGUCAAAGUGAUGGUGACAUGUUGGAAGAUGGAAUGUGGAAUGGAAUGGCUGGUUUGAGCUGGAGGGAGUGUCGACAAUAUGGUGGGUGAUUGACCAGAGCAUGUUUCUUCUUUUGACCCUGUGCUCCUCGUUACAUUAUGUUUACACAAGCACACAAACAACCCAAUGCACCAUCUCUUGCAAUUGUUUGACGCGUCAUGCUGUUCAGCUGUUCAUUUGCGUUUUGUUGUGCAAAGCACGUUGCCUUUGUCCUUCUGCGACAGUCGUUCAAUGAAUACAUACACUCAACAAGCAAG
Molecule: messenger RNA, 4209 nt
Organism: Salpingoeca rosetta
Lineage: Eukaryota; Choanoflagellata; Craspedida; Salpingoecidae
Exons: 29
Coding region: 189-3923 (1244 amino acids)
Biological process (GO): microtubule-based movement
Molecular function (GO): ATP binding; microtubule binding; microtubule motor activity
Source: RefSeq, a predicted model, not a curated record